This is a messenger RNA of Dreissena polymorpha, 3668 nucleotides long. RefSeq lists its product as uncharacterized. The record is from RefSeq and is a predicted model, not a curated record. Gene Ontology annotation, cellular component: membrane. The coding region runs from base 66 to 3215 and encodes 1049 amino acids. NCBI's taxonomy places the organism in Eukaryota, Metazoa, Mollusca, Bivalvia, Myida, Dreissenidae. The transcript has 3 exons.
ACGGAAUCAACAACGUUUAAAGUGUUAAAUAAGGAUUCAUUUGUAUGCUGUAAGAGAGCAUUAAAAUGAACUUUCAAAAUCACAUAAUGUUUCAUGUGACUUUUCUUUGUGCGAUGAUGCUGUCAGCUGAUGGUGUUGCAAUUAUUGAGGAACAAGAGGACACCGAGAUAUAUAGAGCAAUAAAUGAUAUUGAAGAAGACGUCACAAACCAACAAGUGGUGAAGAAAAAUAAUAGUGAAAUCGGCACUCUCGUUAAGAAGCAUUUUAAAGACAUUACUAAUUCUAUAUCUUCUGACAGAGGCGACGUCGAUGGCGACGUUGGGACGACAACUGCAGAAAAACAGAGACAUGACGAAAGUAGGCAUUAUUAUACAACCACAACGGCGCCUACUGUAGACUUUCACAAACAACGACACGACGUGGACAGCGGUGUGCGAAAUGAUCAAACAACAACCCCAAAUUUAGGUUUUGACAAAUCAAUACACGAAAUGGAGAACAGACAGCGAAAUGACCCAGCAAGAACGCCCACUGUAGACGUUCACAAAGCAACACACGAAGCGGGUACUUUACAGCAAACGGGUCCAACAAUAGCUCCCGUUGAUGACUUUAAUAAGCGAGGACACGAAGCGGGCAGUAGAAAGCGACAUGACCCAGCACCAGCGACAACGCAAAUCCCACAAACGCGACUUGACCCAACGGAUACGUUUUUACUCGAUGGCAUUCUGGAUAUUGUCGAUGCCAAGUUUGAAACAUUGAACAAACGGCUUACGGCUCUAGAGCGGGGCAUAAGCAAUGUCCAGUACUACAACGUUCGCAGUUUCAGGGUUGUGAAUACACAUCUACAUGCAGUGGAUACUAUUUUGCAUAGCCUGCAUACAGGGAUGUCCCAAGCAGAGCUACGGAGUAGUCAACUGGAUCAAAAGGUCGCUGAAAUAAAUGUCGAUGUCAAGAAUUUUGCUUCGACCAACAGUCGUAUGUUUCAGGCAUUAGAAGAGAAUACAUCGUUUUAUUUAUCAGGUAUUCAAACAGCAAUGUUUGAUCUCAAGAGAAGCGUUGAUCAGACAAAUAAAAGCGUGAAGGAAUUAAAAAACGACACACAUGAUUUAAAAGAAAUGAUUUUUGGGUCUAACAAGUCCCAGAGUGAAAUGCUUGCUAACGGUGAGAAAUUAGUUGUAGCAACGAGAGAAGUAAUGCAAGCUGCGUAUCACAUUUUGAAUGCAACGCUUGCAAUAAAGGAAACAACAAGCACGAUUGAAAUUCACACGUUCAGUGUUAGCAAAACAAUUGAAGAAGUAGCUAGAAAUGUCUCUGUUAUAACCAAAGACGCAGACGAAAUUAAGACCAGUGUUAAUGUUAUUCUGACAAAUAUUACAAAUAGCAAAAAUGGUAAUCCAAAACAAGAUAUAAGCAAGCUGGAUAACGGUUUUGAGAGAGUCGACAAUAAAACUGGGACAGAAGAUGACCACACAGUACAUAUGACAUGUGCAAUGAUUUUGGAAUUACUUGACGAACGACUGCAAAGCGUGAAGGCUUCCAUUGAAAGCAAACAACAAAAUAUCCAAACCGCGUAUGAAAGGGAACGCAAUGACUUCUUCCAAACUGAAAGCCAGACACUUCUUCGAGCUAUUGAACAAGUGAACCAAACUGUAUUGCAUUCAUUGACUCUAUAUAAUCAUACAGGUAACCUUAUUAAACGAAUAUUAUUUGACACACAGAACAUUGCUAAGGAUCAAAUAAGCCUUCGGGACAACAUCGUGGGGUAUUUACUGAAUGGUACAUUUGAACUGUUUAACAGCAGUGUUCCAGAAUUUUUAACAUUUGGUUCCAGAGAAAAGAAAGUCACCUCAUCUCCAAUCAAGUCUGACGGCAAAUGCAUUUCUGCAGACCCUUUUUUACAGGAAUUGUCGUUGCUAUUUAGGAAUGGCUCUCAGCUGUUUGAGCUAAUGACGGACAUGGUUGAGGCAAGUUCUUCAACGGUCAAACUAUCUCUUGACAAAUUUAACAGCGAAGUCUCCAAACUGGCCAACGUGCGUGAAGAAAUAACGGGCAAUAUUGGUUUAGUCAUAAAUAAAAGUGAAAUAAAUAACAUUAACCAGCUUGCUGACUUACGCAAUACAACAGAUUAUAUUUUAAUGCUUGCCGAUGCAAUUGCGUCGAACACUGGCUGGAUUCCGUAUGUGUAUCAUAGAGUCAAGUAUGUUGAAAGUCAGGUGAACAAGACUCUAGACAUUGUGAACAAAUUAGAUUCGAGGACACAAGAAACGCUUUUGAUACAAAAAGCCAACAUGGCGUUUAUAUUUAAACCACUUAAAUCCACAAUGUCUGAUGAAAUGAAAGAAGAACGGCAAAUGUUUCACAAACAAAAAACAACAAUGACGGCAUCAGAUAUCGAGGCAACUACGUUAGAUCCAUUUGCGUACAUCAAGGGGACGUAUCAGGCCGAGAAUAGAUUUCUAAGCGGCGCAAAUAAUGCUUCUCGCAAUCAGUUAUCGGAUUCCACCAUUAACGAGAUGAUGGAAUUUGUUUACAGGACGAAUAAAAAAGUCGACAGAAUUAUUCCUGCGCUUACUCAUCUUUUGGGUGAACCAGAGCCGUUCAUUGCCCUACUGGACGGAAACACGGACAAAGAGGGACGCGUCGAAAUCUACCAUAAAGGCGAAUGGGGGACCAUACCUCGGAAUAUUGAUCAUAAUGAGGCAUCGUACAUCUGUCGGAAACUAGGAUAUUUCGGCGGCGUUUCUGUCGGAAGUGGUUUCUUCGGGAGCGGCUCUGGUGCAUUCUGGGAACUCAACGUGACCUGUUUGCGCACGAGCUGGUGUGAUUCGGUCAGUCAUGUGACUGAUCCAUCCGCCUACAGUCACGGAAUGGACGUUGGAGUAAUGUGUGAUCACAUGAUUCGACUUACGAAGAGCAAUGAGGAAGACGAAACGGAACUGUCUCGGCAGUCUGGAAGACUAGAAAUCUACCAUCAAAACUAUUGGGUACCAGUCUGCUUCAAAAGCUGGGGUCACGAGGAAACGGAAGUCGUCUGCAAACAGCUCGGUUUCCGAGAGGGCGCUGCGAGUUCUGAAAAGGACGAAACGAUGAUGGACUCUUAUUCGAUGGCAAACGUCACGUGCACCGGAAGUGAGAAUAGACUCGAUGCAUGCGCAUUUGAUGGAUUUAAAUUAAAUGGCUGCACAUCUUCAGAAUAUGUGUCAGUGUUCUGCAUUUAAGUUUGCGUUGAUUGUGUGUGUGUAUUUAAUAAGAUAAAGAAACAAUAUACAGAAGUAUGUUUUAAAUAUGUUAAGUGAACACUGGAAAUUGCGUCCGAUGAACACAAUAUUCGUGGUUUGCGUUGGGCACAAAGAAAUCAUAAUACUUUCUAGAUCGUUCAAUUAUUGUAUGUCAUUAAAUUGUUUUAAUUGCAUAUUGAAUAGCAUCUUAAUUCUUUGAUAUCAUAUCAAAUCUCAAAACAACCCGUCUAGAUUUCAUAUGUACUGAACAGGUUAAAUGGAAGCUAUAUGUAUGUGAUGGUGCUAUAUUUAAUUAAUAUUAUUAUGAAUUGUAAAAUAUAUUGAAAGACAGUACACUCGGUCGUUAAAUUGGUGAUGCGUGAUUUGUGUCCAAUAAUAACAAUAAUUAUAACCUGGUGUAAUAUUUAAAUGGUAUUACAAAUAAAUCAAAGA